GACACAGCAGUUGCUGUCAGAAAACGAGUGAUUCGAAUUCUAAAAGAAGUUGUACAUCUUCGACCGAAGUUUGAAAAAUCUCCUCAAAUUAUUUAUGUAAUUAUUCAAAGAAUUAAUGAUGAAGAAGGAGUUAAGAAAAUGUGUAUUGAGGUUUUUCAACAGCUUUGGAUGAUUCCAACCCGUGAUGCUGCUAAAUUGGAUGAGAAGGUUCGCCUUCUUGUUGAGACAGCAGUUUUUAGCAUAGGGGAGCAAUCUGAAGAUUAUAUUGGAACAUUAAUUACAUUGUUAGUUAAAAAUUCUCAAGAGCAAGAUAUUAUUAUUGCCUCUAAACAAAUAGUUGACGCUUUAGUAAAUUAUGUUUUGAAUUUAGAGAAAGAGUCUGUUCGAGAUCAAGGAUUGGGUGAAGUAAGUCUAGUUAAAUCAACACAGGAUUACCAGACACGAUUAUCUGCAACAUUAACUAUUCUAUCUUUCUUUGCCAAAGCACGUUCAGAAUUACUGAUAGGCCACAUCGAAGUUUUUAUCCCAUAUUUGUCCAUUUCAAGUUCCUCACCUUUACAAGACCAACUGCUUAGUAAAAUAAUUGAAAUGUUGCAAGAGAUUAUUCCAAUGAUGGACAGUUAUAAUACCUCACAAACACUUAUUCGACAAUUAGAUACACGAUUAAGCGAUAUUGUUAAAGAGGGUGGUUGUACGAAUUUGAUUGACAGCGCUAUAUCCUGUAUGGCUGAAAUUCAAUUAAAGUUUUUACAAAAUGAGGAGCAACCGAGCAUUUGUCGACUUUUCAUCGUUUUUUACAAAUAUCUCAAAAAACAAAAACCUGAAUUGAAACUUGAUGAACGAAGUAAUAAUUCGACAUCGUCUACGUCUAAUACUGAAGAUAAACUUCGAAUACUAUGCCAGGUACUAUAUUCAAUUGGAUCGAUGUGCCGUUACUUUGAUUUUGAUAUUCUUUUAAAAAAUGAACAACGGGACCUUUUUAUUGAUAUUAAUCCUGCUAGUGAAUCUAACGAACAAGAACACAUAGUUAGAAAUUCUGUUUUUUCAAUUCUUGUUUCUUAUUAUAUUCAAUUCUUGUCUUCUUAUUAUGCAUUAUCGAAAAUGGCUUUGAUUGCUUUAGGCCAAUUCUCCGCUGGAUGUCCUGAGGUUUUGCGUAAAGAAAAAUUGAAGAAUAUUUAUAUGGUUCUUUUGACCAAAACACCUUCAAAAAACACACCAAAUGAACACCUUCAAAACACUGACAACCGAAAACACCUUCAAUUGAAAGUACAAGUCCUAAAAAAUAUUGCUAGGUUUCUUUCUGCUGAAGAACAGAGGGCAUUGAAAAGAGCUGCACAAGUUAAGCUUGAUCAAGAACAACAAACAAAGCAACAAGAAGAGAAUUCACUUAUCGUUGAUGACGCUUUUGAUAAACAACAAAAGUCAAAAUUGAAUGUUGACAAUUUGAAGGAGAUGGAAUCGGACUCAUCAGGACUUAGUUCUAGUGUUAUUCAGCAAUACUGGAAUGCCAUUCUCACUUGUUAUUUUCAUAACGAUGAAAAUGUUCGAAUUAAUUCUGCUCAAGUUAUUCGACAAACAUUGGAACAAGGAUUGGUAACACCCGGAUCAUCUAUUCCUACGCUUAUAGCAAUGUCUACUGAUUAUUUGAGUCAAAUCAGAAUUGGAGUUGAUAUAUUAAUUAGAGAUAUGAAUACAAAAUACAAAGGACUUAUUCUUAGCAAAGCAGUGGCUGGUAUUAGACUUUCUUUCGAAUUACAGAAGAAGAUUCGAAAUAAUGCUAGAAAAAUUAUUCGUGGUUUUCGUGCAAAUGACAAUCCUUUGAAUAGCAAUAGAGCCUCUACAAAUAGUGAAAAAUUAUUAACUCAUUCAAUUGAUGUUACAGCUUUACUUUCUAUUUUCUAUAUUAAUGUGCGCGCAAAUAGGCAAAACAGACGUACAUUUCUUUCUUCUCUAUUGAAAAUUUUCUCGGAGGAGAACAGUGAUAAAACUGAACAAGAAGAAUGGCUUUUCCUUUCUGAUAAUUUGGCACAUUUUCCUUACACUGUGAUGGAUGAACCUCUUUAUGUGAUUCAUCAAGCGGAUACAAUUAUCUCUGUUUCCGGUCAAAAUAUUCUCAGCCAAUUACGCCAAUUACUUGUUCCUGCACACCUUGAAAGAAGCUUAGGAUCGAGCAAAGAUGAAACAAACUCAAACAAAUCAAUCCGUAUAGAAGAACCAGAAGAAUUUAGUGUUGAACAUAUUUUAAAGAAUCUUCCGGAGGACAAGGAAAAAAUUUAUGAACUUAGAAAGAAUAGUCAUGCUUGUUUUAUUUUGCUUCAUUUAAAAAAGUUUUUGAUGAACAUGUAUGGAUUUAGGGAAGACAAAGUUUCAGAAUAUAGUCCUUCUGAACCAACUAAUGUUUACGAAAAGCCAGUUAAUCGUCGAAAUAUUCCAGUAUUUUCCCCUGCUUUUAUUUUUAAUGAAAUUGGAAAUGAAAGUCAAACAGUUGAUUUGGAUAUUAAAAUUGCACAGGAUUUCCAUAGAGUUGACAAAAAUUUAAAAUUUGUCUAA
Meloidogyne enterolobii is the source of this 2550-nucleotide messenger RNA. The record is from the annotation of a GenBank genome assembly. NCBI's taxonomy places the organism in Eukaryota, Metazoa, Nematoda, Chromadorea, Rhabditida, Meloidogynidae.